Messenger RNA from Ectocarpus siliculosus, 1654 nucleotides. The record is from the annotation of a GenBank genome assembly. NCBI's taxonomy places the organism in Eukaryota, Phaeophyceae, Ectocarpales, Ectocarpaceae.
AUGGACAAGCAGUGUAGCGGUGACCCCAGCUUGCUACCCGCCAAGCGUGUUCGAUGGGACGACUCUGUGCUCCCAGAUCGGACCAACACGUCCGGGACAGCUAGUUCAAACAAGGCGCCACCCGCACCACCAUCGUGUAGUGCCAACGGCGCUAUCAGGAUUUGUAGUGCCAUCGGCCCGAAGACGGCUGGUGCCGACGAGAAGGAGGAGGUUAACGAAGAUGUAGGGUGCCGCCCAGACUUCACGCACCAGCUGUUCGAAGAAGAGCGCAUCGAGGGUUUCGAGGACGGAGCUGUCAGCAUCCGGAUUUUCUACACGCCAACGUCGCUUGACUUCCUGGUCAAGAUACAAACGAGCGAAAACGACGCCAGCAGGACGACCGCCAUAUUGUCUGGUCUGUCCAAGGCGCUCCCCCCUGAAAACUUCACGACGGAUGAGCGGAAGUUCUACGAAGAGCUGGAAGGGAGACGAAGAGAUUUCAAGCCACCUGGUGCCCGCGUCUACGAGUACUCAAGGGGGGGGACAACAUUCUCGGUGUACAAAGCCACCGGGGAGGAUCCCGGGGCGUGCGAGUACCACGCGCGGGCCCAGUGCCUUGCGCCCUGGUUUAUUGAGACCGCCGAUGCCAUCGACCUGACGGACGACCGCUGGGAGGUGUUCUACUUGUUCCAGGAAGAACCGCCACAGGGGGUCUUGGGCGAGAAGUGGAGACCCGCCGCGCUGGCGGGAUACUUCACAGCCUUCGGCUUCCGCAACCCAGUCAAGGGUGUCAGCCUGAGGAUCUGCCAGGCGUUGGUUUUGCCUCAGUUCCAACGACAAGGUCACGGGAAGGAGCUGCUGUCGUUCCUCUACGGCCUGGCCCGCUCGCGGAAGAGCGUGUUCGAGAUAACUGUGGAAGAUCCCGCUCCCGGGUUCGAAAAGAUGCGUAAUUUGGUGGACGCCCGAACGCUGCGAGACCUCGACGUGUUCCCGGCCGAUGUUAUCUCGCCGGGCGCAUGGAAGCGACCUUCGAAGGACGUGGUGCAGGCCGCGCGCGAGGCUGCCAAGCUCACGGUCUCCCAGGUGGAGAUUGGUUUCGACAUCCUCAAGGCCUGCGACCUACCGGAGGUGAAAGAUAAUGCCAGCGAGGAUUCGACAUGCUCGAUGGCAACUACUACAGCCUCAAACACGACCACCGCCGCCGAUGCCGCUCCUGGUGAUGGCAGCGAUAAUGCCACAGCCGUCGAUGACAAGCGUAAGCGCUACAGGCUCAUGGUCAAGAGGCGGCUCCUUAAACGCCACGGGGAGGAGCUUUCGACGGACUCGGCCACUCGGAAACGCCAACUGGAAGAGCUAUACAGGGACGUAGAGCCCGGGCUAUUGAGCUUGGGGGGCAAGCUCAGGAAGGAAGGAACGAGGCGGCCGUAGCAAUAAGAAGCUAACGUGCGAGGGCAUGCCGUGGCGUUUAGGAGGGGAUGGAGCAAAAGCAGCAUGUAAACGUCCCAGCAGCACCAAACAUAAGCGUUUUUCGCGGCGCGUGCUUCUGCCAGCCGGAGUACGGAUGGCACACGGGCACGUGUGCCAUCCGCACUCGUAAUCCCACGGGCUUCAGGAGAGGCGGGAUACACAUGUAUGUGUCAAACUUCUUCACCAACCCAACCCAAUGUAACAUGUU